This is a messenger RNA of Maniola jurtina (meadow brown), 885 nucleotides long. RefSeq names its product pro-resilin-like. NCBI's taxonomy places the organism in Eukaryota, Metazoa, Arthropoda, Insecta, Lepidoptera, Nymphalidae. The coding region runs from base 170 to 775 and encodes 201 amino acids. The record is from RefSeq and is a predicted model, not a curated record. The transcript is spliced from 7 exons. Gene Ontology annotation, cellular component: extracellular matrix.
UGCGGCAUUCGUUUGAACAGUGGUGCUUGCGGAUUUGGUGCUGUGGCUUUAAACUUGUUAACUUCAAGAACUUCAACGAACUUCUAGCUUCUAGAAAGCAGAACGCGUAUACUUUUACGAGUACUUUAAUGUGAGCAGAUUUGUUAAUCGUAACUGAACUACCUCAUCAAUGGCAUAUUUUAGGAUAUUCAGCGCAUCUUUAUGCCUAAGUCUUGCAUCGCUGGUGUGCGGGGAACCACCAGUGCAAGGUUACCACUACAGGCCAAACGGUCACCAAUCCAACGGUUUCAACAGGCCCAGUACAACUUAUCUACCUCCUAAAACCGGUAUAGCCCUACCCAGCAGCUACUUACCACCAAACUCCUUCACUGGCCCGGGACAGUAUGACAACGGUAACAGCCACCACCACAGUCAUAAUCACCACCAUGGGAAUGAGAAUGAAGUGCCAAAAUCCUACGAAUUCGGGUAUUCAGUGAAGGACGCACAAUCUGGGAAUGACUACGACAGGCGAGAGAUGUCAGAUGGGAACGUAGUCCGCGGCGAAUACAGAGUGCAGUUGCCCGAUGGGAGGUUGCAAAUAGUAACCUAUCAUGCGGACUGGCGGACUGGUUACCACGCGAACGUGAGGUAUGAAGGAGAAGCGAGGUAUCCCGAAAACAAUAACCAGGGUUACAGUUACAACGCACCACAGUUUACUGGGUCCCUCAACGGUUUUAACAACCCAGGAAGCAGUUACAAACCUUCCACAGCGUACGGACCACCUGGAUAUCAAUAGCAAUAAUAAUAAUUGCGCCUUAGCACACUGAUGCAUUCGCAAGCUGUAUUUAAAUUUCUUAAACUGAACACCUUCAAGUAAAGAUUUGUAUAUAAACCUGUGGAGAUGAU